Molecule: messenger RNA, 1188 nt
Organism: Chlorella variabilis
Lineage: Eukaryota; Viridiplantae; Chlorophyta; Trebouxiophyceae; Chlorellales; Chlorellaceae
Exons: 2
Coding region: 1-1188 (395 amino acids)
Cellular component (GO): nucleus; cytoplasm
Molecular function (GO): protein binding
Source: RefSeq, a predicted model, not a curated record
AUGGCGCCAUCCAGCGCUAUCCGCACGCUAGUGAACCGGCUCCGCAGCGGUGGGCGCAAGGCGGUGGAGGCAGCCCGGAUGUUGGCUAACCUGUUGUGUGGCGGCCCCAACAACAGAGCAGCUAUCGUCGCAGCAGGUGCCAUCCCGGCGCUGGUGCAGUGCAUGGGCAGCAGCAACAGCAGCGAGGCUUUGCUGCAGCCAGCAGCCGCAGUUCUGUGCACCCUCUCUUACGGCAGCCCCGACGACAGGGCAGCCAUUGUUGCAGCCGGUGGCAUCUCAGCACUGCUGCAGUGCCUGAGCAGCAGCAGAAGUGAUGACCUGCGGGAGGACGCAUGCGAGGCGCUUCGUAAUCUGGCCUAUCGCAACCCCGACGGCAAGGCAUUCAUUGCAGCAGCCAGCGGCAUCCCAGCCCUGGUGCAGUGCCUGCGCAGCAACAGUGAGGAAGUGCAGCUGUCGGCGGCUGGCACGCUUGCCAAUAUGUCCUGCCAGAGCCCCGACAUCCAGGCAGCCAUUGCAGCAGCAGCUGGUGGCAUUGCUGCGUUAGUGCAGUGCCUGAGCAGCAGCAAUGACGAGCUGCUCAGGGAAGCAACUGGGGCGCUGGGCAACUUGUCACCCGAACACGGCGCCGCCGUGGCAGCAGCUGGCGGCAUCCCUGGCCUGCUGCGCUGCCUGCGCAGCAGCAGCAGCGUGGUCGUGCAGCAGCGCGCAGUCACGAGGCUGGUUAACCUUUUUUCGUGCGGCCCGGAGAACAGUGCAGCCAUUGUGGCCGCUGACGGCAUCCCAGUGCUGGUACGCUGCCUGAGCAGCAGCAUCGAGAUGGUGCAGGAGAACGGCGCUGCGAUGCUGUGCGAGCUGGCAUGUAACAGCCCCGAGAAUGGUGCAGCCAUCGCAGCGGCAGGCGGCAUCCCAAAAUUACUGCGAUGCCUGCGCGUCAGCAGCAGCAAUGCGGUCCUGGAGCAAGCAGUUACUGCGGUAGCCUAUCUGGCAUGGUACAGCCCCGACACCAUUGCAAGCAUUGUGACAGCGGGCGUCAUUCCUGCCUUAGUGCACUGUCUCUGCAGCAGCAGCAGCGAGGCGGUGCUGUUUCAAGCAGCCAAGACGCAGCAGUGCCUGCUGGCUCCACUGCAGCAGCAGCGCCUGGCGCCAGGGUGUGUGCAGCUGAUGGCUGCGGCAGCACGCAUCGUCUGA